UGUAGAAAAUUAGUAAAGGUUGGAGGCAAGGCACUGAGGAGAGUUGUUCAGUUCUGGAAGAAUGGAUUUUGUACAGCAAUGUUUAUUUCAACUGAGAAACUGAAGGGAGGGGUGGAAGGGUUAAAGCAUUUUUCCCUGUUAAUACUAAUGAUUAACUGAAAAGGUGUAUAGUCCUGCUUCAUGGUGGUUUUGUGUUCUUUUUUCCUUACAGGUAAAAGUUUCUUUUGACGUGGACAACAUUCAGAUCAAAUACGUUGAUGAGGAUAAUGAUGAGAGGAAUAUGAAGAAGCUCUGAAGAUUGCUGUUAAGCAAGGAAAUCAACUUCAGAUGAAUGUGUAUGAAGAAAAGUCUUCUCCGAAAGAAACUUCCUACUCUUGUUCUUUGCAACUACAUGAAAAGAACCUGAUGGAAAAGUUGGCACUUCUUAAAGAUGAGAAGAAACCUCUUUUGCACUAUUCCACUCUAGCUCAAGGGUUAGAGGAAGGCUUAAAAAAUGAAAAGGAGCUGACAGUUCAGCAAAAUUUAAAUCACGCUAGAACAGGAAGAACAAAUGAAAAUCCUCCAGAAUGGUUUACUAGCUACUUGGAAACAUUCAGGGAACAAGUAGUUAAGGAAACUGUUGAGAAACUGGAACAGAAGCUGUAUGAGAAGCUUGUUCAUCACCAUCAGCCUCCAGAUGUUUCUGAAAGCUCUGUCACAGCAGCUUCUGCAACUUCAGAGAUCCAGCUGGGGAACAGCAAUCUGUGUGACUGGCUGAUCUGCUGCUGCAACUGCCAGGCCCGAAUUGUUGGAGUUCGCUACCAGUGCAGCCUUUGUCCAGCCUACAAUAUCUGUGAACAGUGUGAAGCAGGAACAUAUGCGCACGAUCCCAACCACGUCUUGUUGAAGCUGCGAAGGCCUGUGCUGUGCCCUGCUGACAGUUACAGCCUUGCAGAAUGCUCACCUCGCCUGCCUGCUACUCUGGAGCAAGUUAGGCUCCAGAAACAGAUGGACAAAAGAUUUCUGAAGGCAGAAAAGCAAAGAUUACGAGCAGAGAAGAAACAGCGAAAGGCAGAGGUCCGAGAGCUCAAAAAGCAGCUAAAAUUGCACAGGAAAAUUCAUCUGUGGAACUCUGUCCAUGUAUUGGAAACUAGUGGCUCACCUACUCAGAAAUCUGAGACUCUCCAACCUAACACCUUCACCCCCAGGAGUCCUAGUCAACCCUUCCAAGCAGUUGUCCCAACACUAAGUGCAGUGUUUGUGGAUGAGAAUUUGCCAGAUGGGACUCACUUGCAACCAGGAACAAAGUUUAUCAAACACUGGCGAAUGAAAAAUACUGGCAAUGUGGAAUGGAGCUCAGACACAAAGCUGAAACUCAUGUGGGGAAAUCUGACCUUGGCAUCUGCUGAAAAAAAAGAUGUGUUGGUGCCAUCCCUUCCAUCAGGACAAGUAGGAACUGUUUCAGUUGAGUUUGUAGCUCCUAAUGUAGAAGGAACUUAUACCUCUCACUGGAGACUGUCACACAAAGGGGAACAGUUUGGGCCCAGAAUCUGGUGCAGUAUUGUUGUGGAUCCCUCCCCAGCUCCUGACUAUCUAGAAAGCAGUUGGAAGGAUUCUGACUUCUGUCAGAAGGAUAAAGCUUCCAGCACCAAACAGGAUGCUUCCUUAAAAACAGAAGCAGGUGCUCAGCUGAUGGGUGAAAUCAUGGAGCAGACUGAAAUACCUCUGCCAGCUAUUCCUUUAAAGAUCAAAAAUCUGCCAAGUGAGAGAGAAUUUUACAUACCAUCUGUUGAUCUGCUCACUGCACAGGACUUGCUGUCCUUUGAACUGUUGGACAUUAAUAUUGUGCAGGAAUUGGAGCGAGUGCCACACAACACUCCUGUUGACAUGACUCCGUGCAUGUCCCCUUUGCCACAUGAUAGCCCGUUGCUGGAGAAACCUGGCUUAGGUCAGAUAGAGGAGGAGAAUGAGGGGAGUGGAUUUAAACCAGUGCCUGGAAUGACAGAAGCCUGCUUUCCUGCAGAUACUUGCACAAUGAAAGUUAAAGCUGAACAUCCAUUGAACCAGGAGGAAGGGGAAGAAGAUAUGAGCGGGACUCAGUUUGUCUGUGAAACUGUAAUUCGCUCCCUAACCCUGGAUGCUGCACCUGACCAUAAGCCCCCACAAAAAAAGAAAAUCCUCAAGAACUCUUUGCAAACAUUGCAAGACACCUUCAGUUGCAAUAUGAUAAAUGAAGGAUCUCAUAGAAUUAAAACUAAUUGCACUUCCAAAAAUGAAGCAAAGAUUCAUCAGUCAGAGGCAAUGACAGAAAAUAACUUUGGGCACCUUCCACUGUCUGAGAGAACAAACCUCUGUAGUGAUACCAGCAAUUCUGAUGAAGGGGAAGAUGAUGAUAAAGAUGAUGUUCAAAGUCAAGGUUCUUCUGCUUCAUCAGAGGAUUAUAUAAUUAUUCUCCCUGAGUGCUUUGACACCAGCCGUCCUUUAGGGGAGUCUAUGUAUAGUUCAGCUCUUUCUCAGCCCAGUUUGGAAAAGACAGGAGAACCUGAAACAGGAACAGAGAAUCCAGAAGGGGGAAGUCAGCCACAGAUCCACAAUGUCAGUGAUAUUUUCACAACUUCACAAACGUUGUCUGUGGUACCACUAACACCAGAGAUUGUGGACACCUUGCCGCAGACACAAAGGGAUCUUGCAUCUCUUCAGAAUCCUAUCGUCCAAGAACCCAACAGAACAGCUUCAGAGAAUAGCUCUUCCACUCCUCAUAAUCAAAUGAGAGAAGAACCCAGUGGUGAAGACAGUGAUAGACCAGGAUCUUCUGGGUUUCUAACAAGUAAACAGAAGUGCUCAGAAUACCCAAGAUACCCUCAAGGAAGCAGCAUUGCAGGAGAGCUAGUUAAAGGAGCUUUGUCAGUUGCUGCUUCUGCCUACAAAGCAUUAUUUGCUGGACCACUCAUUAUAGAACAGCAGCCUGCAGCUACAGAAGAGCACACUGCCUCUCUUCUCUCAAGUCUGUGUGAGAUGGGAUUCUGUGACAGGCAGUUAAACCUGCGACUGCUGAAGAAACACAACAAUAAUAUGGCUCAAGUAGUAACUGAAUUGCUUCAGAUCAGUAACAGUGACUGGUACAGCGGCAGAUGCUGAACUUUCCUGGUGGAGGGAGAAAUCAUUAACUGAGUAAAUGCUCAUUGAACAGGCAACAGUAGCAGUCUACUCAGCUGCUUUUUGGUUGGAGGAGUGACUAAAACUGGCUUUUCUUUGAGGCUUAAGACUGUUUUUCUCAUGGCAAUGUCAAAUAGUGCUUGUCACAUCAUCUUACAAAUUAGAGACUAGAAUUUCACCUAUUACUUGGACCUCAUAGUUAAAUGAGUAGUCUGUAAGUCUCUGAUUUCAUACUGAAUCCUUUUAUCAGGGAAUCCUGUAGAAUUACUUUAAACUUCCACCCAAAUGAGAACUUCCCCUUUUAUUGUGUCUAAGAUUUAUUUGGUUUUUUAGGCAGCUGGAAAUGUGUUUUGUUGACUUUUAACAGGCUUUGGAAUAGGAACCAAUAUAAAAUGCUGCUGCAAAAUGUACUUUUUCCUAAUUUAUCAGAGAUGUCCAAAACUAGCAAGUUGUUUCUUCUGGUACGAUUUAGUAAUUGAUUUGUCCAGUGCAUGAUAGUAAUGUAACAGACUUACACCAUGCAGAUAAGUCUUAAGAAGGUUGCUCAUACAUGGACAUGAUCUUGAACAGUCAAAUAACUUUUGAAAGUGUAACCACUGUUAAGCUGAUUGAUACCAGGAAAGUUGUAGUUUCUUUUAGCAGAAUGAAGCAGGAGAUUGAGCCAGUAGCAACUGAACUGUCUCUAGUGAUGAUAGUACAAAACACAUCUCUAACAGGAAAAUACGGCCGACAUAAAAUAUUGUGUUAAAAACGGAGUGUAAGGAUAGGAAAGACCUUUCUAAGAAUUUUUACAGGCUCUUUGUAAAAACAUUAAGAAUGUGACCACACUUUUUUUUUUCUGUGUAGUGAAAACCUCUUACUCUGUUAAAACUACAUAAAAGAAUUGAAGAAUGUGUAGAAUCCUACACCUGAGCUGGAGUACAAAUUCUGGUAAUGUUUAGGAAUGGGAAGAGUGCUUAAGGCAGGGAUUCUGUGACUUACGUUAUAGUUUGAAAAAUGCAUUAACUUAAGCAGUUUUAAGUAUACAGUCUCUGGUGAUGGUUCUAGCUGCUCGUGUAUUUCCAUAGACACAUCUUUAGGAUUAAUUUUCUCAAGAUUUUGCUUCAGAUGCCCACACUUAAUUUUUGAAUCUAAGAAUUCCCUUCUAAAUGUGCUGAGACAUGAUUCUGAAGAAUCAUGAGAAACGAGCAACAUACACUGCUGUGCAGUGGUGUAUCCAUAGGUAAUGUUUCUGAGUCCAGUCCUCUGAAGCAGCAGUGUUGGCUAUAGUUCUUCUUUUAAGCAAACUUUUUUUUCCUUGCUGCAGUAAGAGACUUUUGAUCCUGAAAUAUUUAUUACCGCUGCUUCAAACUAAGGUGUUCUUGAUUUGUCACAAUGUAGCUGAAGCAGUAUCACUAUUGUGACUGACCAGGAGAUCAGUAGUAGUAAUCUUUUUAAAAAGACUUAAUACUCUUAGAGAUAAGAUACCAGUAAAAUAUAAUUGAAGAAAAAAGGUAUUGUACCAUUUUUGUUUUAAACUUAUUUUUAUAGAUUGUGGAAGAUAUACUCUUAAAUGUUUAUUUUGAAAUACAGUAGAACUAUUUUGCAGUGUUCUCCAUCUCCCUGUACACCAGUACAACUGUCUGCUGUGGACCAGAUGAAGAUCUUUCUGUAACUUGAAACUGCUGGGUUUUUUCCCACCUGUAUUUAUGCAUAUUGUUUUCACUACCUUAAGGCUUAUGCCUACUCUAGAAUGGGAAGGAGGAAAGGGUGUGGAUGAAGUGCAGUUGCUGUUGAAAUUUUGCAAGUGUAGUGUGAUGCCAGGCAAGACACAUGCUCUUUCUGUGUGUAUGUUCAUACUUAAAGUGUUAAUGUGUUCUAUAAAUUAACAAAACACUAAAAUGUUUGAGAAAGCACACUUCAUUGCAGAUUGAAAUGUGAAGUGUGAAAUUCUCUUUUCUUUAGGCUACUUUUUACUAGAAUUUAGAUGAUGUAUGCUCAGGCUUGAGUUACAUUUCUGUUGGCUUUGUAUAUUUUGUUAAUGAUUGCAUGGUAUAAUUUAUAAUAUAUUCUAUAGUGCAGAUAUGACCUCUGUAUCUUUCUUAGGGUGAGCACUUUACAGCCAGCAGUGAUGAGGCGGGGGAAGAGGACCACCCUCCCCUCCGUCCCUAAAAUAAAGUUCUUUAUCCCUC
This is a messenger RNA of Apus apus (common swift), 5306 nucleotides long. RefSeq names its product NBR1 autophagy cargo receptor (gene NBR1). The transcript is spliced from 19 exons. Gene Ontology annotation, molecular function: zinc ion binding; ubiquitin binding. Gene Ontology annotation, biological process: macroautophagy. NCBI's taxonomy places the organism in Eukaryota, Metazoa, Chordata, Aves, Apodiformes, Apodidae. The record is from RefSeq and is a predicted model, not a curated record. Gene Ontology annotation, cellular component: phagophore assembly site. Bases 328 to 3117 code for a protein of 929 amino acids.